This is a messenger RNA of Xyrichtys novacula (pearly razorfish), 264 nucleotides long. The record is from the annotation of a GenBank genome assembly. Lineage: Eukaryota; Metazoa; Chordata; Actinopteri; Labriformes; Labridae.
AUGGCGGCUAUGCAGGUGUCAUGGGCACUGUUGCUGUCCUCCGUGGCGGAGACCCUCUCCUCGACCUCCUCCACGCGCUUUUCCAAGUCCGUCACUCGGUUAGACAGCGCCGUCAAAGAGCUCUCCACCGAAGCGACUGAUGUUUUUAUUUCGUUCAGCGCACCGUCAAUGAUGUCAAGGCGAGCGCCGACCGAUUCAUCCAUGUCGUUCACCCGGGAGGCCACAGACUUUAUUUCAGUUAAGAUCUGCUCCAUGGUUGUUUGA